Malania oleifera is the source of this 3625-nucleotide messenger RNA. RefSeq names its product pumilio homolog 5-like. The transcript is spliced from 10 exons. Lineage: Eukaryota; Viridiplantae; Streptophyta; Magnoliopsida; Santalales; Ximeniaceae. Gene Ontology annotation, cellular component: cytoplasm. The record is from RefSeq and is a predicted model, not a curated record. The coding region runs from base 231 to 3287 and encodes 1018 amino acids. Gene Ontology annotation, molecular function: mRNA binding. Gene Ontology annotation, biological process: post-transcriptional regulation of gene expression.
ACUUAGUAAAACCAUGUCUGGAAAUAGCGCCAUCCCCAGCGUCGAGCUUUAAACUGACUUGCCUCUAUGCCCGGCAUAAAGAUCAUUUCGCAACCCAACGCUCCCUCUCCUUUUUUCUCUUCCGCAGAAGGAAUCUAGGGUUUUGAACAGUGAUUUCCUCCCAAUCUGUUGCCGAAGCUAACUGCUGCAGGUGAAAAUGCAAAAUCGAUGUUGACAUAAAGGGCGGGUUAAUGGCGACUGAGAGUCCAAUUAGAAUUGUAGAAACAAGUCGAAAAUGGGUCUCGCAUAAGGAAACUGUGACAUUUGCACCUUCAUCUGCCAAUGUGGCUGCAGGGGAGGUCAGGGGGCUUUUGAAGGGCCAUAGAUUUGACGGCAGUAGUAGGGACAUGGUUCCCAACCGAAGUGGAAGUGCACCACCAAGCAUAGAAGGUUCAUUUACAGCAAUAGAAAACCUCAGAUCCCAGAGGAACUUUAGCCUUAACAUGAGUAUGACAAGUCUUGACAGUGCAGUUGAGAACCAUGAGUCUGAGGAACAAUUACGUGCUGAUCCAGCUUAUUUAGCAUAUUACUGCUCGAAUGUAAAUUUAAACCCUAGACUUCCUCCCCCUCUUAUACCUCGGGGAAUUCAGCAACAAGCAUGCCAUAUUGGUGGUUUUGUCCAAGAUUGGAGAUUGACUUCUUCCAAUGAUAGAGGUGAUGGCUUCUUACAGUUGCAAGGAACCCUUUCUACCCACAGGGAGGAUCCUGAGGAUGAUAAGUCACCUCAACAUGGUUCUGAUGAUUGGGCAGAGAGAAGCUGCGGGUUUUUGUCUCGACCUGAUACAGGUUCCUUGGCAGAAAAACAUAAAAGCUUAGUUGAUCUAAUACAGAAUGAUUUUCCCCGAACUCCAUCUCCUGUAUAUAAUCAGCCUCGCCCUGUAAGCCAUGGAUCCACAGAGGAAGUAGUUGAUCAUGAUGCUGAUUCCAGUGUCUCGCAUGAUCCUUAUGUUAGCACAUCUAAUGCAGUUGCAUCUACUGUGGGUGCGGAGGAAAUGGGAUCAUCAUUGAAUGCUGAUUCCUCAAAUGCUCAUGUUUCCAGAUCAUUUUCUCUUGAUAGUACAGGGUGCACAUCUCCCACAUUACCCCUGCACAAAGAAGAUCCAAACAAUUUAGAUAUCCAUGUUGAGGAUGAAGCUUUGUUUAGUGGAGUUACUGAUUCAGAUGUUACAAGCAUUGAGUCUGAAAUGAAGGCUGUUAAUUUGUCUAGCUUUUCGAAUCCAGAAAAUCACAGACAUAAAGAAUGGCAGCUAGGCCAUCAGAAUAAUUUGCUGCAACAGCAGGUUUGUCAACAGCAAAGCAGUACAUUUCAAAUUCAAGGUGCGAAGUCUCGAAUGAUAUCUCAAGAAAUGAAUCACGCAUACAUUGGCAUGGACCAACUCCUUCAUGGGCCCUCGAAGCUCUCCUCAGCAGAAGUACAACCAGUGCUUCAGUCAUCUGGGUUUAACCCUCCACUUUAUGCAACUGCUGCAGCCUAUAUGACUUCUGCAAAUUCAUUUUACCCUAAUCUGCAGCCCCCAGGCUUAUUUUCUCCGCAAUAUGGCGUUGGUGGAUAUGCUAUGAAUAACACACUUAUUCCUCCUUUUGUAGCUGGAUACCCUCCCCAUGGUGCUGUUCCUUUUGCUUUUGAUGGUAUUGCUGGUUCAAGCUUCAAUGCCCGAUCUUCUGGGAUUCCAGCUGGAGGAAGUAUUGGACAUGGUCUUGACACACAACAUUUGAACAAGUUCUAUGGACAUUUUGGAUUUACAGUUCAACCUUCUUUCACUGAUCCUCUUUAUAUGCCAUAUUAUCAACAACCUUUUGGCGAUGCAUAUAAUGUUUCUGGUCAAUUUGAUCCAUCGGCAUCAAGAGGUGGUGUUAUUGGAAGCCAGGUUCUUGACUUGCAGAAAGGAACUGACAUUCCAGCUUGCUCUUCUGAUCAAAAAAGUCCAUAUCAAAAAAGUGGAGGCCUAAGUAACCUGAAUCCUAGAAGAUGGGGCAGUACAAGUCUUAAUCAUUUUGGAAGUGCUACAAAUAUGGGUGCUCUGAUGCAAUACCCAACCUCGCCUUUGGCAAGUCCAGGGUUGCCGGGAUCCCCAUUAAGUGGGAGUACUCUUCCUGGAGGGGGAAAUGAAUUGAAGUUUCCUCCAGGUGCUGGUAAAGCUGCAGGCGUAUAUUCUGGAUGGCAAGGUCAAAGAGGGUAUAACAAUUCUAUUGAACCAAAGACAUACUCUUUCCUUGAAGAGUUGAAAUCUGGCAAAGGCCGGAGAUUUGAGCUUUCUGAUAUUGCUGGACAUAUUGUUGAACUCAGUGCUGAUCAACAUGGGAGUCGAUUCAUUCAGCAAAAAUUGGAAAAUUGUAGUAUUGAAGAUAAAGCAUCUGUAUUCAAAGAAGUCCUUCCACAUGCUUCAAGAUUAAUAACUGAUGUUUUUGGUAACUAUGUAAUUCAAAAGUUUUUUGAGUAUGGAAGCCCUGAGCAGAGAAAAGAACUAGCAAAUCAACUUAAAGGCCAGAUCUUGCCUUUAAGUCUGCAAAUGUAUGGCUGUCGUGUAAUCCAAAAGGCACUUGAGGUUAUUGAACUUGAACAGAAGACACAGCUUGUUCAUGAACUUGAUGGACAUGUUAUGAGAUGUGUACGUGAUCAAAAUGGAAAUCAUGUAAUACAGAAGUGCAUCGAGUGUAUUCCAAUGGACAAUAUUGCGUUUAUUAUCUCUUCUUUUCGUGGUCAAGUUGCAGCCCUUUCUAGGCAUCCUUAUGGUUGCCGUGUCAUACAGAGAGUUCUAGAGCACUCUACAGAUGAGUUGCAGAGUCAUUUUUUAGUGGACGAGAUCUUGGAGAGUGUUUAUGUUUUGGCUCAGGACCAGUAUGGCAACUAUGUUACGCAGCAUGUAUUGGAGAGGGGUAAACAUCACGAAAGAAGCCAAAUUAUUAGCAAGUUGUCUGGGCAUAUUGUACAGUUGAGCCAGCAUAAAUUUGCAUCAAAUGUUAUUGAGAAAUGCUUGGAGCAUGCUGAUACAGCUGAGAGGGAACUCUUGAUUGGGGAGAUUUUUGGCGAUGAUGAUGGAAAUGAUAAUUUAUUGACAAUGAUGAAGGACCAGUUCGCAAAUUAUGUAGUCCAGAAGAUUCUUGAAAUAUGUGCUGAUCAUCAACGGGAAAUAUUGUUGAGUCGCAUAAGAGUUCAUCUCCAUGCUUUGAAGAAGUACACUUAUGGAAAACACAUCGUUGCCAGAUUUGAACAGAUGUUUGGGGAAGAAAUUCAAGCAACUGAUUAAUGAUAAACUGGGAGGGAAGUAUUGUGCAGACUCUUGCUUGUGCUGCUGUGGCUCAAAAUUGAGAGGAAUAGCGUAAGGCAAGCACUCCUGAGCCCUCGUUUUUAUGGAGGCUGCCAAGGAACUCAAAUAGGUGCAAUGCAUGUGCUGUGGUGGGGAGCUUCUACCAUUAACUGGGUUUAGAUUGGUAUUUCAUGUGUAUUAUAUAUAUAUAUAUAUAUUGCGGUACCUAUUUAUUUAUGUAUAGGAUCAAUGGACUAGAUCCCAACAAAUUCAAGGGAAAUACAAUAAGAAAGAUGUUUUUUAUGCUGUAAUAAUGGUUAUUGUAUUUGUUUUUCCAA